AUGACUUCUGAAGAAAUGGCAGCUUCUGUUCUCACACCUGUGACUCAAAGAAAGGUGACAUCGUCUCCGUCGGCUUUAGAUGAAAGUAGUGAAAAGGUCUCAGACGUCAGUGUUCCGAAGGCACAUAGUGUCAGGCAGAGUGGUCAGACUUCCACCAUCUCACGACUGAAAAAGCUUAAAGAAGAAUCCUCUGGAAGCAACUUGCCCGAGAUUGUCUCCAUAGCAAGGGAGAAGAUAAUGAGUGAUGAGAACAGCAAUGAGAAGUACUGGGAGGAAAGCAUGCCAGAUUCUGUGAAAAACCUCAAUAUUAACUGCAACAAUGUACUGAAAAACAGCCAGUGCAGCCUUCCUCAGAGCCAGUGUUAUGACACGUGCGAUUCUGUCAUGGAGGAAGGCCUGUGUUUGGAAACUGGAAUCCCAUCCUCACUGGAAAGAAAGGUGUUCCCUGGAAUUCAACUGGAAGUGGACGGGCCUCCCAUGGACAUUAGUCCCUUAGGAAAUCAGUCGGCCAUCAUAGAGAGCGGCCGGGCACACCCUGACAGCGGCAUGGCAGCAUUUCACUUUCAUUAUGAAGUCGACAGAAGAAUGUCAGACACUUUCUGUACCUUGUCAGACAACCUGAUUUUGGAUGAUUGUGGUAACUGUGUACCACUGCCUGGUGUUCGUGGGGAGCGACAGAAAAAUUAUAUGGCAUAUACUUGUAAACUCAUGGAAUUGGCAGAAAACUGUGAUAAUAAGAAUGGGCAGCUGCAGUGUGAUCAUUGUGAUGCCUUAAACGACAGAUACUUGUGCUUCGAAGCUUCUUGCCAAAGGGCUGAUGCGGUAUGUUCAAGUGACAGCUUUUGCAGGGAGGACUUUACUAACAGUCCACCUGCCAAGACCUUUCUGAGCCAUUUUGAGGACUUCCCUGAUAAUUGUGAAGAUGUAGAAGAAGAUUUUUUUAAGAGCAAAAAGGAGAGGUCCACUUUGUUAGUGAGAAGAUUUUGUAAAAAUGACAGGGAAGUAAAGAAAUCUGUAUAUACUGGGACAAGGGCCAUCAUGAGAACUCUGCCUUCUGGUCGCAUUGGGCUGGGAGCUUACAGUUACAUUGAUCAGAAGAGAAGUGGUCUCCUGCUGCCCUGUGGGAGAGUUCUGGAACGGUGGUCAGCGGUGGCAGUUAGGGAAGAUGGGACCUGGUGCCUGUCAGAAGCUCAGUGGUAUUCGAUCUACAAUGCAGUGAGAAGGAGAGAAGAAAUAGAAAAUACAAUUGGAUCUCUUCUUCAUUUCUUCACAAAGCUCCCAGCCUCCGAAACAGCCCAUGAAAAGAUUAGGGUUGGUCCGUGCUUAAAGCAAUGUGUCCGAGAUACCAUAUGUGAGUACCGUGCCACCCUCCAGAGGACGUCCAUAUCUCAGUACAUCGCGGGUUCUCUGCUAGAAGCAACCACAUCUUUAGGAGCAAGAAGUGGCCUACUCAGUACCUUUGGAGGAUCCACCGGACGAAUGAUGCUAAAAGAACGUCAGCCAGGCACCUCCAUGGCCAAUUCUAGUGCCCUCCCUUCAAGUUCAGCUGGGAUCAGCAAGGAGCUGAUUGAUCUGCAGCCCCUCAUUCAGUUCCCAGAGGAAGUCGCCAGCAUCCUGAUGGAGCAGGAGCAGAACAUUUACCGAAGGGUCUUGCCAGUUGACUACCUUUGCUUCUUGACCCGGGACUUGGGCUCUCCAGAAUGCCAGACAUCCCUGCCCUGCCUCAAAGCGUCCAUCUCAGCAUCAAUUCUUAACUCCCAGAACGGAGAACACAAUGCCCUGGAAGAUCUUGUGAUGAGAUUUAAUGAGGUGAGCUCCUGGGUAACGUGGCUGAUCCUCACGGCGGGCUCCAUGGAGGAGAAGCGAGAAGUCUUCUCCUAUUUAGUGCACGUGGCCAAAUGCUGCUGGAACAUGGGCAACUACAAUGCUGUCAUGGAGUUCUUGGCCGGCCUCAGGUCAAGAAAAGUUUUAAAAAUGUGGCAGUUUAUGGACCAGUCUGACCUAGAGACCAUGAGGAGCCUGAAGGAUGCCAUGGCUCAGCACGAAUCUUCCUGCGAGUACAAGAAGGUGGUCACGCGGGCUCUGCACAUACCUGGCUGUAAGGUGGUUCCGUUCUGUGGGGUGUUUCUGAAGGAGCUCUGUGAAGUACUGGACGGAGCCUCCGGCCUCAUGAAGCUUUGCCCGAGGUACAAUUCCCAAGAAGAAACUCUAGAGUUUGUAGCCGAUUACAGUGGACAAGAUAAUUUCUUACAACGAGUGGGACAUAAUGGCUUAAAGAAUUUGGAGAAGGAGUCCACAGUCAACAGCAUCUUUCAGAUCAUCAGGAGCUGCAGCCGAAGUCUGGAGGCCGAGGAGGAGGACAGCCCCAGUGAAGGAAACAGCUCCAGGAAAAAUUCCUUAAGGGAUAAAGCCCGAUGGCAGUUUAUCAUUGGAGACCUGUUAGAUUCUGAAAAUGACAUCUUUGAGAAAUCCAAAGAAUGGGACGCUCACGGAUCAGAAGAGCCACAGAAGGCCUUUGACCAUGGGACAGAGCUAAUCCCAUGGUACGUGCUGUCCAUCCGAGCCGAUGUGCACCAGUUCCUGCUGCAGGGGGCCACUGUCAUCCACUACGACCAGGACACGCACCUCUCUGCCCGAUGCUUCCUCCAGCUUCAGCCUGACAACAGCACCUUGACCUGGACAAAGCCCACCACUGCUUCCCUGGCCAGUGCUAAAGCAAAACUCGGUGUGCUUAGUAACACGUCUGAGCCUGGCAAAUUCCCGUUACUGGGCAAUGCUGGACUAAGUGGCCUGGCAGAGGGGGUCUUGGAUCUGUUCUCAGCAAAAGCUGUGUACAUGGGACACCCUAGCAUCGAUAUACACACUGUGUGUGUUCAGAACAAACUGGGUAGCAUGUUUCUCUCAGAGACUGGCGUGACGCUGCUCUAUGGGCUCCAGACCACGGACAAUAGAUUAUUGCACUUUGUGGCACCCAGGCACACAGCUAAGAUGCUCUUCAGUGGAUUGCUGGAACUCACGAGAGCCGUGAGGAAGAUGAGGAAGUUCCCUGACCAGAGGCAGCAGUGGCUGCGGAAACAGUACGUCAGCCUCUAUCAGGAAGAUGGACGGUACGAAGGCCCAACUUUGGCUCACGCCGUGGAGUUGUUUGGUGGCAGGCGGUGGAGUACACGAAACCCCAGCCCCGGGACAUCAGCAAAGAGUGCCGAGAAGCCCAAUGUGCAGAGAAACAACACCUUGGGCAUAAGCACUACCAAGAAAAAGAAGAAAAUCCUUAUAAGGGGUGAGAGCGGAGAGGCAGCCGACGAUGAGAUGGCCACCCGAAAAGCCAAAAUGCACAGAGAGUGUCGCAGCCGGAGUGGUUCUGACCCUCAAGACAUGAAUGAACAAGAAGAAUCAGAGGCAAAUGCCAUCAUGAGCCCUCCUAACACUCUGCCUUCCAGAAGAGCCCACUCUUUGACCACGGCUGGGUCCCCUAACUUGUCUGCCGGGACAUCAUCUCCCAACAGGCCAGUGUCUUCCCCUGUGCUGUCUUCUUCAAACAAGAGCCCGUCCAGUGCUUGGAGCAGCAGCAGCUGGCACGGGCGGAUCAAAGGCGGAAUGAAAGGUUUCCAGAGCUUCAUGGUUUCAGACAGUAACAUGAGCUUUGUUGAAUUCGUUGAGCUGUUCAAAUCAUUCAGCGUGAGGAGCCGCAAGGACCUGAAGGACCUCUUCGACGUCUACGCCGUGCCCUGCAACCGAGCCGGCUCCGAGUCGGUGCCACUCUACACCAACCUAACAAUUGACGAAAACACCAGCGAUCUUCAGCCUGACCUAGACUUAUUGACCAGAAACGUCUCGGAUUUGGGGUUGUUCAUUAAGAGUAAACAGCAGCUGUCAGACAACCAGAGGCAGAUAUCUGAUGCCAUUGCUGCUGCAAGUAUCGUGACAAACGGCACUGGGGUCGAGAGCACAUCCUUGGGCGUGUUUGGGGUUGGCAUCCUCCAGCUCAAUGACUUCCUAGUGAACUGCCAAGGAGAACACUGCACUUAUGAUGAAAUCCUCAGCAUCAUCCAGAAGUUCGAGCCUAGCGUUAGUAUGUGUCAUCAGGGCCUACUGUCAUUUGAAGGAUUUGCAAGGUUUCUGAUGGAUAAAGAUAAUUUUGCCUCCAAAAAUGAUGAGUCACAGGAAAACAUUAAAGAACUACAGCUGCCUCUCUCCUACUAUUACAUUGAAUCUUCACACAAUACCUACCUCACAGGCCACCAGCUCAAAGGAGAGUCCUCAGUAGAACUCUACAGCCAGGUCCUCCUGCAAGGCUGUAGGAGCAUAGAGCUGGAUUGUUGGGAUGGAGACGACGGGUUGCCCAUCAUCUAUCAUGGACACACGCUGACAACCAAGAUCCCCUUCAAGGAGGUGGUUGAAGCCAUUGAACGCAGUGCCUUUGUCAACUCUGACCUGCCCAUCAUCAUAUCGAUUGAGAACCACUGCUCAUUGCCUCAGCAACGAAAAAUGGCAGAAAUUUUCAAGAGUGUGUUUGGAGAAAAACUGGUGGCUAAGUUCCUGUUUGAGAGUGAUUUCUCAGAUGACCCAAUGCUUCCCUCACCCGACCAACUUAGGAGGAAAGUGCUCCUUAAAAAUAAGAAGCUAAAAGCCCACCAAACACCAGUGGAUAUCUUAAAGCAAAAGGCUCAUCAGUUAGCAUCCAUGCAAGCUCAGGCUUACAAUGGUGGGAAUGCCAACCCCCCACCGGCUAAUAACGAGGAAGAGGAGGAUGAAGAAGACGAAUAUGAUUACGACUAUGAAUCCCUGUCUGAUGACAACAUUCUAGAAGACAGACCUGAAAAUAAAUCAUGUAAUGACAAGCUUCAGUUUGAGUAUAAUGAAGAAAUCCCCAAGAGGAUAAAGAAAGCAGAUAACUCUGCUUGCAACAAAGGAAAGGUUUAUGACAUGGAACUGGGAGAAGAAUUUUAUCUCCCUCAGAAUAAAAAGGAAAGCAGACAGAUUGCACCAGAGCUCUCUGACCUUGUCAUCUAUUGUCAAGCAGUAAAAUUUCCAGGCCUGUCAACUCUAAAUGCAUCUGGCUCUAGCAGAGGAAAAGAAAGGAAAAGCAGGAAGUCCAUUUUUGGCAACAAUCCGGGCAGAAUGAGCCCUGGGGAGACAGCAUCGUUUAACAAAGCAUCUGGAAAAAGUUCCUGUGAAGGAAUGCGACAGGCCUGGGAGGAAUCUUCUUCCCCCCUCAACCCAACCACAUCCCUCAGCGCUAUCAUUAGAACUCCCAAAUGUUACCAUAUCUCCUCGCUGAAUGAAAAUGCCGCCAAACGUCUGUGUCGCAGGUAUUCUCAGAAACUGAUCCAGCACACCGCCUGUCAGCUGCUGAGGACUUACCCGGCUGCCACUCGCAUCGACUCCUCCAACCCCAAUCCCCUCAUGUUCUGGCUCCAUGGGAUACAGCUCGUGGCGCUCAACUACCAGACAGAUGAUCUCCCUUUACAUUUAAAUGCUGCCAUGUUUGAAGCCAACGGUGGGUGUGGUUAUGUUUUGAAACCCCCAGUUCUGUGGGACAAGAACUGUCCCAUGUAUCAGAAGUUCUCUCCCUUAGAAAGAGAUCUGGACAACAUGGAGCCUGCCAUCUACUCCUUAACUAUUGUCUCUGGUCAAAACGUGUGCCCGAGUAGCAGCACAGGAAGCCCGUGUAUCGAAGUCGACGUGCUGGGCAUGCCCCUGGACAGCUGCCAUUUCCGCACAAAGCCCAUCCACCGGAACACUCUGAACCCCAUGUGGAAUGAACAGUUUCUCUUCCGGGUUCACUUUGAAGAUCUCGUAUUUCUUCGUUUUGCCGUUGUGGAAAACAACAGCUCAGCUGUAACUGCUCAGAGAAUCAUCCCACUCAAGGCUUUAAAACGAGGAUAUCGACAUCUUCAGCUGCGAAAUCUCCACAACGAAGUCUUGGAAAUCUCUAGUUUAUUCAUAAACAGUAGGAGGAUGGAAGAAAAUUCCUCCAGCAGCACCACGCCGGCCUCUUUGAUGUUUAAUUCAGAAGAAAGAAAAUGUUUGCAGGCUCACAGAGUCACGGUGCAUGGGGUCCCAGGUCCAGAGCCCUUUACUGUUUUCUCCAUAAGUGGAGGCACCAAAGCAAAGCAGCUUCUCCAACAAAUUCUGACCACUGAACAAGACACCAAACCUAUCAUCACAGACUAUUUUUUGAUGGAAGAAAAAUAUUUUAUAUCUAAAGAAAAGAAUGAAUGCAGGAAACAACCGUUCCAGAGAGUCAUUGGUCCAGAGGAAGAGAUUAUGCAGAUUUUAAGCAGCUGGUUUCCAGAGGAAGGAUAUGUUGGCAGGAUUGUCUUAAAAACCCAGCAGGAAAACCUAGAAGAGAAAAGCAUUGUUCAAGAUGACAAAGAGGUGACCUUGAGCUCAGAGGAGGAGAGUUUCUUUGUUCAAGUGCACGAUGUUUCUCCAGAGCAACCUCGAACGGUCAUCAAAGCACCCCGUGUCAGCACCGCACAGGACGUCAUUCAGCAGACCUUGUGCAAAGCAAAGUAUUCCUACAGCAUCCUGAGCAAUCCCAACCCAAGUGACUAUGUGCUUUUGGAAGAGGUGGUAAAAGACACGACCAAGAAGUCUUCCACCCCAAAGUGCUCCCAGCGGGUCCUUUUGGAUCAGGAGUGUGUGUUUCAAGCCCAAAGCAAGUGGAAAGGGGCAGGAAAAUUCAUCCUUAAGCUAAAGGAGCAGGUGCAGGCAUCCCGAGAAGACAAAAGGAAAGGCAUUUCUUUUGCAAGUGAAUUUAAGAAGUUCACCAAGUCAACUAAACAACCCCGAGGACUCGCAUCACCUUCUCAGGUCUUGGCCUCAGAAGGUGUCCAAAACAAGGAGGAGAAACCUAUGGGCAGCUUGUCCUCCAGUGACACCAUGGACUAUCGACAAUAA
This is a messenger RNA of Puma concolor (puma), 6906 nucleotides long. The record is from RefSeq and is a predicted model, not a curated record. Lineage: Eukaryota; Metazoa; Chordata; Mammalia; Carnivora; Felidae.